Trichoderma virens Gv29-8 is the source of this 627-nucleotide messenger RNA. RefSeq lists its product as uncharacterized. Lineage: Eukaryota; Fungi; Ascomycota; Sordariomycetes; Hypocreales; Hypocreaceae. Bases 1 to 627 code for a protein of 208 amino acids. The transcript has a single exon. The record is from RefSeq and is a predicted model, not a curated record.
AUGGCCGCUUUUCAGAACCACGAAGAUAUUCUUGAGGCCGCCUUCAACGAUCCUAAUAACACUACCAUUGUCUUCGAACCUUCUAAUGUAAAUCAAGUCAUCAAAAGCCGCCACUAUGACGCUGAUCCGGACUUGCAUUACUCAAAAACCCAACUCUGGGACAUGGAAGUCAAGAAAGCGCACAACCCAGCCAAAUACUUACGACACCUCUUACGUCCAGGAAGUCUUCAAGUCUUCAACGUACAAAAGAACGGUCCCACGGAGACAUUUGUCCGAGUUACGGAUCAGGGAACUUGGUUGGAUCAUUCCAAGUACAACACUGUCAUUGAGCAGGUCUUUUUGGAUUACGAAAAGGAAAAGGCCUUCUUUAUUGGUGUACCAGAAGUUGAUGGUCCGGAUGGUCGCAAGAUUGUUGCUGGAACACAGCAGCCGCUCUUCCAUGUUGAGCAUUCUGUGACUGGCACUGAAGACGAGCCUCUGAACGUUUGGCGAGUUGUCCACUUGGACAAGGAUGAGGAUGGAAAACUGAAGGAGGCGUUCAAGAAGCUAACGGACUCUCCUUAUUUGAGAGAGUUCAAUGAGGUUUACAUCCGUGAGGACCUUGGAAAGAAGUUAGAGCGCAUGUAA